Owenia fusiformis is the source of this 3230-nucleotide messenger RNA. The record is from the annotation of a GenBank genome assembly. Lineage: Eukaryota; Metazoa; Annelida; Polychaeta; Sabellida; Oweniidae.
CGCCCAUAAAAAACGAAAAAAAUCGAGCUUCCGCUCUAAAUGAGAAAGAACAUUUACAGGAUCCAAGUAUCAGUGAUCUUAGUGUGUCGAAAGAUAUGUGUACUAAAUAUGCACAAUCUGAAGAGAGUAUUAUGGGAGGAAAUACAGAGGAAAGACCCGAAAAUAGCUCUUCAAAAAUUCCCGCCUUGGAAUUUCAUUUCAAAUCAAAAGAAAACGUCAAAGAUAAACGUCGACAUGUACAUCCAGUGGAAUUUGAAGAACAUAGGAGUGUUAGAAAUGUCCUAACUAGAAUGGAAGAUGCCAAUGAAAGGAAGGGUCCUUUAAGCUUGUUGUAUCGAUGUGUCAAAGAGCGCCUGAAAGUUAGAGUUGUAACACGCAGUUACAGACAUGUCCGAGGAGUAUGUAUCGGCUAUAUUGUAGCCUUCGAUAAGCAUUGGAAUUUGGCCAUGCUAGAUGUUGAUGAGACUUACAUGAAACCUCUUGCCCUUACACAGAACAGCAGAAUGAAAAGAUGGAAGAAAAAGAAUAAGAAAAAACCUGGUCAACAACAAGCACCUGGUAGUGACAUGAAAACUGCUGAAUCUGAUAUUAACGAACAGCUGGCUAAUAUUAGUAUUAACAAUGAUGCUGGUUCUGGUAAUAAUACCCUGAAAACUGACACUGCCAAAGAGAUUGAUUCCAAUUGUAGUGAGGCCAUAGUUACUUGUGAGGAUGCAAAUUCUAACAAAACCAAAACUGAUGUAUUAAAAAUUAAAAACAAUAUAGAAGUUGUGGAUCCACAAGGUGGCAAAGCAAAUGAACAAUUUGGAGGUAAAAACGAAUGUAAUGUCAAUGAUAAUGAUAAUGAACAGGCUACAAUUGAAAAUGAGCCUAUUGAAAUUGAUGAGACUGAACUGAACGUAAAGAGAAUGGAUGGACUUCAAACUGAUAACAACUCAGAUGUGAAAUGUCUCACAAAUGAAACUCCUUUCAAACCUCCAAAUGUCUCCAAUGAGAUAAAUUUGGAUUACAAUGAAGUCAGUCUAGAUUAUAAUGACCUGAGCUUAGAUAAUGAUCACGACCCUUUUGUUAAAAAGAAGUUUCAUCCACACAAUAAUGAUAAGGUUAUGCAGCUUGAUGGACAUGUUGAAGUGAGUAGUGAUGAGGAUGAUGACAACAAUGAUGAUGACUCUAAUAGGGACAACAGCUCAAGUGAUGACAAUGAUGAGACAAGUGAUGAUACUGACAGUGACAAUGAUAAUAUAGAAGAUGAAAUUGAUGUAGGAGAUAUUGAUGGAAAUGAAGCUGAAAUUGAACAAGAAAAAACGGUUGCAGAAGAUAAUGAGAAAAUCAGUAAUUAUGACACUAAAAAUGAUAAUGUUAAAGAGCCUGAAACAGCUGAAAGUGAUGAUGGUGAAAUUACAGAUAGUGACAUUGAAAUAGAAUUAGAAGUCCCCGAUAUGGCUGAGGAAGAGGGUGAAAAUAUCACUGAUUUACACACUGAGCGUGACAUCCUACAACAACAAUUAGAUGGACUUAGUGAGGGAGAAAUUCCAAGCUCUGAUGAUGGAGAAAUAGUGGAAGAUGACGAAGUCAAACAUGAGAAGAUAAAAGAUAAAUCUCAUAAGAAAAAAAGACAUAAAGAUAAACAUAAAAAACAUUCUGAGGGAAAACAUAGAGAAUAUUCAAAAGAUGAUUAUGAAAGAAGUAAACACUUGAAAGAUAGGCAUGCAACACGGAAACACUCAAAAGAAGAUAAGGAGAAACGAAGUAGAUCAAAACAUUCCACAGAUAAAGAGGACAAACAUCACAAAUCUAAACAUAAGGAUGAUGAUGGAAAGCAUAGAGACAAGUCAAAAACAAAAUCUAAACACCACAAAUCAAGCCAAGGUGAAGCUAGCAAAAGACAGUCUGAAGAGUUUGAUUUAAGGUCUAAACUUGAAGCUCUUAAAAAGUCCAAAAUAUCUGGAGGACUUAGGCCUAGACCUCCCUCACCAUACAUGAGUAGAUCUAAAUCUCCAACUAGUGGCAGACCAAGAUCUCCAAGAACACUUCAUUCACCAACUAGUUUUAGGCCACAGUCUCCAUUUGAAAGACAUUCAUAUUCCCCUGAAAGGAGGCCUCCAUCUCCACAUGAUGGGAGACCUGAAUUUAGAUCUCGAUCCCCUGGAAGAUCUAGAACACCUCCACUGAGGAGGCCAAUAUCUCCCCAUAGAAAUAGAGCAAGGUCUCCACCAAGAAUAAGAUCCAGAACUCCACCACCUAGGUCAAGAGCAAGAUCUCCAGAUAGACCUAGAUCUCCAGGUAGACCUAGAUCUCCACUUGACAGAAGGUUGAGAUCCCCUGAAAAUAGACCAAGAUCACCUCGUGGGAAAAGACCUAGAACCCCUGGGCGACCUAGAACUCCAGAGAGACCAAGAACCCCUGAGCGACCUAGAACUCCUCGUGGAAUAAGAUCCAGGACUCCAGAGAGACCAAAGUCUCCAAGGAUACCAAGAACUAAAGAUAGAAACAUGUCUGAAAGACCAUUACAUGAUAAAAUGAGAGCAAAAUCACCUAAAAGGAGAUCAAAAUUAUCUAGGAGGAGAUCAAAAUCACCUAAGAGAUCAAAAUCACCUAGGAGAAGAUCAAAAUCACCUAAGAGAUCAAAAUCACCUAAGAGAUCAAAAUCACCUAGGAGGAGAUCAAAAUCACCUAAGAGAUCAAAAUCACCUAGGAGGAGAUCAAAGUCACCUAAGAGGAGAUCAAAAUCACCUAGGAGGAGAUCAAAAUCACCUAAGAGGAGAUCAAAAUCACCUAGGAGGAGAUCAAAAUCACCUAAGAGGAGAUCACAAUCACCUAGGAGGAGAUCUAAAUCACCUACGAGAUCAAAAUCACCUAGGAGAUCACAAUCACCUAAAACCAGAUCUGAAUCAUCAAACAGAAAAUCUAAAGUUAAUGAGAGAGUAUCUUCAAAAGAUGAAAAUAAUUUAAAAACUAAACUUAAGGACCAAAGUUCUUUUGUAUCAGUUGAUCAACAGGAUCUAGAUUCAAAAAGAAAAUCAAGGCCAAGCUCUAGAGAAGGACAAGAAUUGAAAAAUAAGAAUAUUGAUAUUGGUGCUGUUGCCAUGGAUACCACUGAGGAUGUCCCAGAAUGUGGUUACUACGGCGAUGCUACAAUAGAAAUGCAAUCCAAUGUUGUUUUACGUCAUGUUAAUCAGCUUUUCCUGCGCGGAGACAAUGUGGUGCUUGUUUCAAUAAUUACUUACUAG